Symbiodinium natans is the source of this 3468-nucleotide messenger RNA. The record is from the annotation of a GenBank genome assembly. NCBI's taxonomy places the organism in Eukaryota, Dinophyceae, Suessiales, Symbiodiniaceae.
AUGCUGCGACACUUGCAGCUGGCUGCCUUUGCGCCGCAGCGAGGGCCUCGCUUCAGAGGAAAGCGAUUGCAGGUUUCCAUAGCGGCUGUGGUGCAGAAGACUGACAAUGUGCUGCCCUGCUACGUCGUCGUGCAGAACCAGAUUCGCCCGGCCAUAGAACAGCAGACGGACCCUUGCGAAAAGACCUCCGGCUUCAAACACGCGCUGAAGUGGAGGUGGAAGGACAAAGAGUAUGCUUGCGAGGGCAGGCAUCGAAGCAAGCGAGGUGCCAAAAACGAGGCAGCAAGGCAAGUUCUCAGAUACCUCAUCGAUGAGGAGGCCUCAGUCUUAGAUCCCCGCCAGAACGGUGCCAUUGCGCAGUGGGCCAUUGGAUCCAUCAGUGAAGAUCUAGAUGCCACUUUAGAAGUCAAGGAUGAUGAAAGCGGCAGCUCACUCCAGCAAAGCCACACCUGCACAUGGAGCUGUCCGCAGAUUGAGGGCGAAUUUGUUGCCACUGGUUCUGCACGAGCAGCCACGGAAUCCCGACGAAAUGCUUUCGCGGCCCUUUACCAGAACCUCCCUCCAAACUUAGAGGAGAUAUACCUGCAGGUGAAAUCAGAGAGCGCAGCAAACGUGGACGAGGCUCCACAGGUUCGAUCGAACAACAGAGCUCGGUAUGGAGAAAUCAAUGCCAUGCACAACACAGUCAUUCAGAAGCUCAAUACCAAGGCUUCCUGGGAUUUUCAUCAGACAUCCGGUGGCUUCGAGUGCACUCUGACGUGGAGCUUCUACGAUCAGAGCCUCGCAGACAUGCAAACCAUCACGGUGAGCACCGUGGAGCGAUCGAAGAUUGCUGCAAAGGCAACUGCCAACCAGAAGAUGCUCAUUCUUCAAGGUCACUUGGCGGACAUUCCGGCUGACCAGCAGGAUGCCAUGGAUGAGAUUCAGCAGGCCCUGAAGGAGCAGCGUGUCAAGGACGCGCAUGCAAAGACGAUGACCUUGCUAGAGCAAGCUGAACCAGCCACAUGGUCUUUCUUCCUGCCGCACGUGUUCCGCGCCGUUUUAGGUGAAGGUGAUGUGGCUUCGAUGCACGAACUCCUGGGCAACGCCUUGCGCCUGUCGCAAGAAUCCGGCAUGCCCAUCCAGCUGUGGGAGUCCUUGCUAGACGAGGCCAGCUUCUCAGUACGCCACUACUUCAUGGCAUCCCCAGCACUACGCCAGCUUGGAGGUGCCUCGCUGGCAGACUCCUUUCCACGUUCGCUUGAGAAGGACUACUUCCGACGGUUCCGACAUUUGUUGGCGCUGGAACGCCAUGGCGGGCUCAUGCACGGUAUUCAGCAGUACGAGCUCGACCCGAACGCGCUGUCGGGCGUCCCCGUCGUGGAAGUACAUCAGCAGGAGGCCAGCCAGGUCGUUCUCACAUCACCGCCUGGUGCCAACUUUGAAACUAUGACGGAGGGCCAUCGCGAGCUGAAGCCAGCAGACCUGGUGUUGCUGGUUCCCAGUGAAGCUGCAGAAGAAGUCUCGUCUGACGAGCCCGCUGAGAUGGGCAACAGCACGGGCUGGCAGCAUCCAGAAGCUUGGCUGGCUUGCGUGACCAGCCUGGUGGGCAACCCGGCACUGGAGGAAGAGGUGAAGCUGCAUGUUCGCCGCAUCUCAGACUUUGCCUCCGACGUCAAAGGCCCAGAGCUCGACGCAAAGCAACCAAGGAUAUCACCCAUCACGAUCGGCAGACAGUACCGCUUGUACUUCCUUGCACUGGAAACCCCAAUGAGCCGACAGCUUUCCGCCCUGCGUAACCUCACGCAAGUCAAGCUGCCUGUGUUCAGUGAGAACUUCGAGGGCUUGAAGCCCACCUACGUGUUUUCAGAUUCCAUGCGGGAGGUCAUCUUGGCGGAGGCCGAAGAUGCUCGGCAGCUCGCAGAGGAAACGUGUCGUGGCGGGCUGAGCCCGGAGCUCGCCCUACAACACCUCGAGAGGCUGGCUGGGCAGCAGCCGCUCGUUCAGUCAUUGACUCCUUCACAGCGCGAGUCUGUGACAAGAUCGCUGCAACAGCGGCUGAGUUUGAUCCAAGGUCCGCCUGGCACCGGGAAGACGCACGUGGCAUGCGCUAUCCUGGCAAUUUGGGCAUCCAUCUUCGGGCCACUGGGAGAGCGCAUCCUCGCAGUGGCGGAUUCGAACGUGGCGGCGGACAAUGUGUACGCGAGAUUGUGCAAGAUGGGAAUCCCGAGCGUCCGAGUUGGACAAGGCAAGGGGAACGACUACGACCUAGCAGCCAUUCGAAGGCAGCUGCAAACAGCCACCGUGGUUGUGGCCACCUGCAUCGGCAGCGGCACGGAGAUCCUGAACACGAAGGUUGCAGGUGGAUCAUUCCAGCGUGUCCUGGUCGAUGAAUGUACUCAGGCAUGCGAGCCCGCGGUGCUCGUCGCUCUUGGGCGAGGCUGUGAGCAGGUGGUCCUGAUCGGCGAUCAUGCCCAACUCCCCGCUACCGUGCUCUCCAAAGCCGCAAGUCAUGAGGGCUUGAGCACGAGCCUCUUCGAGCGAAUGGCAAGUCAGAACUGCGUUGAGCCCACCAUCCUGCUGGAGCAGCGGAGAAUGCACAGCUCCAUUGCGGAGUUUCCCAACCGCACAUUCUAUGGAGGAAGACUGGAAAACGCCGCAGAUGAGGCAGCGUUGACUGCAAUACCGGGCUUUCCUUGGCCAAACCCCGACUGCAGAGUCUGUUUUGUGGAUGUGGCCAAGGGCCCCUCCAUGCUUGAGGGCCGCCGAGGAUUUUCGGCGUUCAAUGUUGCAGAGGCAGAGACCCUGGUCGACGUGCUCCACAGCAUCGUCCGGGCUGGCUACCCUGAAGAGCAAAUCGUGGUGCUGACAGCGUACUUGGCGCAGAAGCAGGAGAUCAUGCGCGCGCUGCGGGACCGCGGGCUUGGCCGCUACUUGCAGAACAUCGCGGUGGACACCAUCGAUGGUUACCAGGGAAUGGAGCAGGGCUUGGUGCUGUUCAGCGCCACCCGGAGCAACGAGUCACGUGCUUUGGGAUUUCUGGCAGACAACCGACGAAUGAAUGUGAUGCUGACGCGGGCCAAGCAAGGCCUCAUCGUUUUCGGCAACGCUGACACACUCCGUUUGAGUGAAGCAGCACAGUCCAAAUGGCCAGAUUGGCUUUCUUGGGUCGAGGGCAAGGCGUCGGCCCUUUCCGCAGAUGAGCUGGCGCAGAGGAUCCAGCAGCAUUCGUCGGACACUGGCAGCGCAGCAUCUACUACACGGAUGAACAUUGAAGAGUUGAAGAAAGAGGACAACGAGCAGCCAGUCGCUGAUGUGAGUCAGCGAAAAGGAGAUGCGUCCCCUACAAUCACGGCAACUCCAGUCCAAGCUCGACCAACGGCUUGGCAGCAAGUUUAUUCCGAAGAGUAUCGCGCGCACUACUACUGGAACACGGAGACGAACGUGACUCAGUGGGAGCAGCCGACGCACUUCAUCCCGGCAUCCUGA